Messenger RNA from Eimeria maxima, 1428 nucleotides. Its product is annotated as RuvB-like 1, putative. The record is from RefSeq and is a predicted model, not a curated record. Bases 1 to 1428 code for a protein of 475 amino acids. Lineage: Eukaryota; Apicomplexa; Conoidasida; Eucoccidiorida; Eimeriidae. Gene Ontology annotation, biological process: regulation of transcription by RNA polymerase II; box C/D snoRNP assembly; chromatin remodeling. Gene Ontology annotation, cellular component: Ino80 complex; NuA4 histone acetyltransferase complex; Swr1 complex. The transcript has 9 exons. Gene Ontology annotation, molecular function: DNA helicase activity; ATP binding; ATP hydrolysis activity.
AUGAGAAUCGAAGAGGUCACUUCACUUCAACAUGCACAGCGAGUGGCAUCUCACAGCCACAUUAAGGGCCUUGGACUCCUGCCCGACGGGUCGGCCAAAGACAUCCAUAUGGGCAUGGUAGGGCAACACCAAGCACGAGAAGCGGCAGGGCUCAUCGUGGAGCUCAUUAGGAAUAAGCGAAUGGCUGGGAAGGCCCUACUUCUAGCUGGGCCACCGGGCACUGGCAAGACCGCAAUUGCCAUGGCGAUCGCCCAGGAGCUUGGCAGUAAAGUGCCAUUCUGCCCCAUGGUAGCGAGCGAGGUGUACUCCAGUGAAGUAAAAAAGACAGAAGUCCUCAUGGAAAACUUCCGCAGGGCAAUCGGGAUUAAGAUAAAGGAAGUAAAGGAAGUGUUUGAAGGGCAGGUGGUCAGCUUGACGGAUGAGCCGAGCGACAUGUUGACAGUUCCAGAGAACUCAUCCCGUAGCGACCCUCACGAAGAAGUCCCUUGCCCUCCCGUGCGAAUCACUCUCAAGACGAGCAAGGGUUCGAAAACGCUGCGUCUCCACUCUAGCAUCAACCAGGGGCUGAAGAAGGAAGGAGUUGCAGUAGGAGAUAUCAUUUAUGUCGAAGCCGCUACAGGCCAGGUGCGCCGAGUCGGGCGCAGCGAAGAAUAUGCUGGACAAUUCGAUUUGGAGGCUGAUAAGUUUGUACCAGUUCCAAAAGGCGACGUCCACAAGAAAAAGGAGGUCAUACAGGAUGUGACUCUGCACGACUUAGAUGCUGCUAACGCCAAGCCAACUGGCGGCGCUCCUCUGGCGUCUCUCUUAGGACAUUUUUCCAAGCCUCGGAAGACCGAGAUCACAGAAAAGCUACGACAGGAAAUCAACAAGGUCGUCAAUAAGUAUCUUGACCAAGGAGUCGCUGAACUAGUGCCUGGGGUCUUGUUUAUUGAUGAGGUGCACAUGCUGGAUGUGGAAUGCUUCACAUACUUAAACCGCGCUCUUGAAAGCCCUUUGUCACCUGUCGUUGUCGUCGCCACAAAUCGGGGCGUCUGCACUAUUAGGGGAACGGAUGUCAUGAGCGCGCACGGGGUUCCAGUAGAUUUACUGGACCGCAUGCUAAUUGUUCGUACAGAGCAGUACUCUAAGCAGGAAAUAAGGGAGGUGCUGGAGAUUCGCUGCCGUGCAGAAGGGCUGUCUUUGAGCCCGGAGGCUGCCGAGCUGUUGGCAUCCGUCGGGGUACGCACGUCGCUGCGUUACGCAGUGCAUCUCUUAACUCCUGCCGCCAUUUUGGCCCGGGCAGAUAUUACAGAAGAAGACUGUGAAAACGAAGAGUCAGGCGAACCCGUCAUUCAGCUUCGGCACGUUCAGGAGGUUGACUCCGUGUUCCAGGACGCAAAGACGUCCUCAAAACGCCUUGCAAGAGAGGCAGAUUUUUUUAUCCAGUAA